Molecule: messenger RNA, 1171 nt
Organism: Mesocricetus auratus (golden hamster)
Lineage: Eukaryota; Metazoa; Chordata; Mammalia; Rodentia; Cricetidae
Gene: Otp
Product: orthopedia homeobox
Exons: 3
Coding region: 139-1116 (325 amino acids)
Biological process (GO): regulation of DNA-templated transcription; neuron differentiation
Molecular function (GO): DNA-binding transcription factor activity, RNA polymerase II-specific; DNA binding
Source: RefSeq, a predicted model, not a curated record
AACCACAAACCGAAUUUUCUUUCAUUUAGGUGAUCUAUAUAUAUCUAUAUCGUAUAGCUUAUAGCUUAUAUCUAUUUUAAAUAACUUAAAGCCGCUAAAAUUUGGGGGGGAACAGCUUUCGCCCUGGAGCGGUGCGCGAUGCUGUCUCACGCCGACCUCCUGGACGCCAGGCUAGGUAUGAAAGAUGCCGCCGAGCUUCUGGGCCACCGGGAGGCGGUGAAGUGUAGGCUGGGCGUGGGGGGCUCUGACCCCGGGGGCCAUCCGGGGGACCUGGCGCCCAGCUCGGAUCCAGUCGAAGGAGCCACUCUGCUGCCGGGCGAGGACAUCACCACGGUGGGCUCUACUCCUGCUUCGCUGGCGGUGAGCGCCAAAGACCCAGACAAGCAACCGGGGCCCCAGGGCGGCCCCAACCCCAGCCAAGCGGGUCAGCAGCAGGGCCAGCAGAAACAGAAGCGCCACCGGACACGCUUCACCCCGGCUCAGCUCAACGAGCUGGAGAGGAGCUUCGCCAAGACUCACUACCCCGACAUCUUCAUGCGUGAGGAGCUGGCGCUGCGCAUCGGGCUGACCGAGUCGCGAGUGCAGGUCUGGUUCCAGAAUCGGCGCGCCAAGUGGAAGAAGCGCAAGAAGACCACCAACGUGUUCCGCGCGCCCGGCACGCUGCUGCCCACGCCGGGCUUGCCCCAGUUCCCGUCGGCCGCCGCCGCCGCCGCCGCCGCCAUGGGCGACAGCCUGUGCUCUUUCCACGCCAACGACACCCGCUGGGCGGCGGCCGCCAUGCCCGGCGUGUCCCAGCUGCCGCUGCCGCCCGCGCUCGGUCGCCAGCAGGCCAUGGCUCAGUCGCUGUCGCAGUGCAGCCUGGCUGCGGGGCCGCCGCCCAACUCCAUGGGCUUGUCCAACAGCCUGGCGGGCUCCAACGGCGCGGGGCUGCAGUCGCACCUCUACCAGCCCGCCUUCCCCGGCAUGGUGCCCGCCUCCCUCCCCGGCCCCAGCAACGUCUCCGGCUCGCCCCAGCUCUGCAGCUCCCCGGACAGCAGCGACGUGUGGCGGGGCACGAGCAUCGCGUCCCUGCGCCGCAAGGCGCUCGAGCACACAGUCUCCAUGAGCUUCACCUAAUGCCGCUGCGCGCAGCCCGCUCCGCCCGGGCGUCGUCCCCUUCCCCACCCCACAC